AUGUCGUCAUCGAAGUCGUUGGAGGUCGAGAAAGCUCCGGAGCCGUCGGAGUUGGUCCGCCCUGACGGCUCAUACUUGUCCCAUCUGGUGGAGGACAUGCUGCAAGAGAUGGGAGUAUCGCACUAUGACAAUCGCACGACCCAUUUGCUGUCGCUUUCACUGCUCGACGACGCCCAGCAGCAGAGCGAGAACCGCAUAUCGCAGGAAAAGCAGCGCCUGCUGCAGAAUUCCACCAUCGCAGCCAAGCUGCCCAAACUGAGCGUGACCGUCAGUGAGGAGGACGCCCAGCUGGCCUGCCAGCAGUACCUCUCUCGACACGUUGGGAAAUCGUCCUUCCUCCAGGACAUCAAGGAGAUGCAACGUUACGCGAACAGCGUGCGUCUUGGUGUGAAGACGAUCACCCUGCCGCCGUCGAAGCAGAGCAGGGGAUUCCUGGCCGCUCUGCGCUCAAGCGACGUUCUGCAGGGCAGCAACAUUGGGGUUCUUCCCCACCGGCUCGCCGCCGCACCUCCCCGAGAACAUCUCGCUCAACACCCUGGUAGGUGA
Molecule: messenger RNA, 546 nt
Organism: Babesia bigemina
Lineage: Eukaryota; Apicomplexa; Aconoidasida; Piroplasmida; Babesiidae
Exons: 4
Coding region: 1-546 (181 amino acids)
Source: RefSeq, a predicted model, not a curated record